Blepharisma stoltei is the source of this 624-nucleotide messenger RNA. The record is from the annotation of a GenBank genome assembly. Lineage: Eukaryota; Ciliophora; Heterotrichea; Heterotrichida; Blepharismidae.
AUGUCUUAUUCAUACCUAUUCAAAUACAUCAUCAUUGGAGACACUGGUGUUGGGAAGUCCUGCCUGCUUCUUCAAUUCACUGACAAAAGAUUUCGCCACGACCACGAUCUUACCAUUGGGGUCGAAUUUGGGUCCCGUAUGAUCCGUGUUGACGAUAAAGAUAUCAAAUUACAGAUAUGGGAUACAGCCGGCCAAGAAAGCUUCAGAUCAAUCACCAGAUCUUACUACAGAGGAGCCGCUGGAGCUUUAUUAGUCUACGACAUAACCCGAAGAGACUCCUUUAUGCAUCUCGGAAAUUGGCUACAAGAUGCAAGAGAAAAUGGGAACAGCGACAUGCUUAUCACUUUGGUCGGAAAUAAAACCGAUUUAGAGUCUCGGCGCACUGUAAGCUUUGAAGAAGGGCAAAGAUUCGCCAGAGAAAACAACCUCAUGUUUUUAGAGACCUCAGCGAAAACUGCAAAUAAUGUAGAAAGCGCAUUUUUAGACACCGCAAACGCCAUUUAUGGCAAGGUAAAAGAAGGCUCAAUUGAUAUUACAAGUGAAACUUGUGGAGUAAGGAUGGGGACAACUGCUCUUUCUGCAGCUCAACAGAAACCUAAAGAAAGAGGUGGAUGCUGCGGAUAA